This is a messenger RNA of Mauremys mutica (yellowpond turtle), 5803 nucleotides long. RefSeq names its product leucine rich repeat containing 10B (gene LRRC10B). The transcript has 2 exons. Lineage: Eukaryota; Metazoa; Chordata; Testudines; Geoemydidae. The coding region runs from base 524 to 1414 and encodes 296 amino acids. The record is from RefSeq and is a predicted model, not a curated record. Gene Ontology annotation, molecular function: protein binding.
GAGGCACCGGGGGCCGCGCAGCGCCAGGGCCGGCACCACGCGGGGGGGAGGCCGAUCCCGGGUAGCGGCAGGCUGCUAGCCCCGGGAGGGCGAUCCAGGGGGCACCGGUCCGGCCCUGGCAGGGGGAUCCCGGGGCUCUGGUCCUGGCCCCGGGAGGCUGAUCUGGGGGCACCGGCCCCAUAGUCGGGAGGCUGUUGGGGGUCCCUGGUCCCGGCCCUGGCAGGAGGAGGCAAGCGGGCACCAGCCCCGGCACGGGGCACCCAAGGGGGCACGUGCCCUAGUCCCGGGAGGGCGAUCCAGAGGGCACCAGUCCCAGCUCUGGCCGGAGGGGUGCAAGGGGGCACCAGUCCCAGCUCUGGGAGUCUGGUCGGUCCCAACCCUGACAGGGGGGACCCGGGGGCGGGAACACUGGUCUUAGUCCCAGGAGGCCAAUCCAGGGGGCACCAGGUUAGCUGGUUGUCAUGUUCCCUGUGGGCUGCCCCGCUGGAGGCGGUGGCUCUCGUUCUCCCAGCAGCCCUUGGCCAUGAGAAUGGGCAGCGCAGGGUCCUCAGGCAGGGAGGAACGGCUGCCAUCGGGUGCGGAGGAGCAGCUGAGUGGUGGGGAUCAGACACUGGAGCUGACCGGGCGGCACCUGAAGCGGCUGCCAGGCCCAGUGUGUGCCCUGGGCAGCCUGCAGAAGCUCUACAUCAGUGGCACGGGGUUGCGGGAGCUGCCCGAGGAGAUCGAGGGACUGCGGGAGUUGCGCAUCCUGGCACUGGACUUCAACAAGCUGGAGGAGGUGCCUGAGGCACUAUGCCGCCUGCCCCGUCUCACCCGCCUCUACCUGGGCAGCAACCGCCUCUUUGGCCUCCCUGCAGAAUUUGCCCAGCUCCAGACUCUGCGCUGCUUGUGGAUUGAGAACAACUACCUGUACCAUUUUCCUCGGGCCUUGCUCCAGAUGCCUGCACUGCAGUCCUUGCAGAUGGGUGACAAUCGACUCCGAGCGCUGCCGGGCAGCCUGCCGCGUAUGACUGGCCUCCGGGGACUCUGGCUGUAUGGGAAUCGCUUUGAGGAGUUCCCACAGCCCCUGCUCCGCAUGUCGCAGCUCCAUAUCCUUGACCUGGACCGCAACAAGAUCAUCGACUUCCCAGACCUGGCCCACCUGAAAGGGCUACGGCUCUUUUCCUAUGACCAUAAUCCAGUUAAAGCACCACCCUGUGUGGCUGACACUGUCACCCUUGUGGGUGAUGGGGCCCAGGAGCUGAUGGAGGCCAGGGAGGAACGUCUCCAGAGCCUGCGGGAGCAGGAGGAGCAGGAUGAGCAGGAGGAGAAUGGCUCAGAAGCCAUGCAGGGCACCCUGAGGAACGACUCCUCUCUGCUAGAGGAUGCUGAAGGCAGUUUCUCUGCCCUGGAAUGCUCCCCAGAAGAAACAUGAGAAUGGGCACUACAACAACAUGGUUGCUGCUCAGAAAAUCUGGUGGACACUGGUGGGCUGGUAGAUCCGCUUCUGCGCUGCAAGGGGUGAGAGUUUGCAUGGACCAUCUCUGGCCAUGGGUAGCCACAGUCUCCCAACUAGGGUCAUGGGUAACUACCAGUCCAGGGAGUCAUCAUCUUCUUGCAUGUGACAGGAAAACCAUGAAUCAAAAGGGUCGCUGUUUCCUUGCUGGGACCACAGACAGCAAAGGGGAGCAUCAUCUAUCUGCAGGAGUGCUGGGAAAUCACUGCACCCCUGAGGUAUCCUGCAUAGCCACAGGACGUGGGGGUUGGCAGGGUUGAAACCACAAUGCUGUUGUGUUGGAUAAUCCCAUUGGACCAGCUCUGUGGGAGGAUGGUCCCUGUAUGAGAUGGGCAUUGAUAAGAGCUGGCCUUUUCAGAACAGCCAGCCUGUGGUGGAAGCCUGGAAUUGAAAGGACUUUAAUGUGACAAUCUGUGGCUGUUUGGUUAGGUAUCUAUGAGUGAUCCCUGCUCCUAGCCAUCCGGCCCAUUGCCACGGGACUCAGAUGCAAGACAGGAAAAAGCCAUGCUGUUUGGUUUGGUGGGGUUUUUUUAAAUUCCCUUGGACUCCACACCCUGGAGGGCUACAGGGUUCGAGUAUGAACAGAAAAACUUCUCACAUCCUAGAGAUUCCUAUUCUGCUACUGGAAUUAGACUCAGAGAGAAACGUCUCCCAAGCUGCUCCUUCCAGCUGUCAGCUUUGAAAAGAAGCUGAUAGGAAAGCCUUGUUUGUGCGCAGCGCUCCCUCUCUGGCCUGGAAAGGGUUUUAGCCUCCGCUCUUUGUAUGGUGGGAAAAGGAGCCCCGUGCGCUGCUUUGCAGGCUGCCUGGACUUUCCAUUCCCUUAAAUGGGCACAGAAGCAAAAGCUGGUAUGAACUGGGCCACCAGGACUGUGUGCGUCUGGGGCAUUGGGGUGGCAGCAGCAGGACUCUCUCUGCUUUCCUCCUGGGGGUGGCAGGCUCAUUCUCCCAUUCCCCCGCGGGCUAGAUUUGUACCAAAUCUAAGCAAUAAAAAGUAGAAAACUGAGAAAAUCUGGUAGUGAGAGAAAGAGGCUCCCAGGCUGAUUCUCAGGGAGGCUGCUCCGGGAGGCUGCUGCCAGGAUGGUUUAUUUGGAAAGAGUAUGUAAACAGAAUCAUAUGGCCUGGGGAAAGGGAACUGGGUUCUCAAGCAUCUGUGUUAUUUUUAACAUUUUGGGGAAUCUUGUUUCCUCUCUCUGUCCGUCUCUGAACUGUACUGUCUUCUCUGCACUCUUUCUCGCUCUAUUCCAUCCCUCCCCCUGCCGCUAUCAUCUGUGACUCCCUCUGCAGUGCUACUCCUCCCUCACUUGGAGCUAGGUCCAUUCUCCUUCCCUCCUUUCCAUACCUCUCUUUGAGCUCCUCUCCACAGCUCUCUCUCCAUCUCCUCCCCUCCACACUUCCCUGGGCUGUGUUCACUCUCAGCCCAGCUUCAAUCUCAGUAACUUUAUUGGCAUGGCAAAGUAUACCAGUGUUGCCAAAGUUAAUACACUUUGUCAAAUCUCUGUGCCUUGGUCAGGGUUUUAGAGGAGUAACUGGGUUUUAUACCAUGUGGCCACUAUGAUCUAUUGUGAAUUUGCUGGCCGGGGGCCAGGUAGCAUUAAGACAUUUCCACUGUCUUUUUCCUUUCACUCAAAGUUAUGUCAUUUUUCUUCUUUGCUUUGCAGCAAAGAGUCUUGCUAUUUCUGAUCACUUGGAAAAGUCUCCUCUUCUUUUGGAUCUCAUGCAGCAGAAUAAAAAGUGCCUGACAGUUUCAGUCUCUCCUGUCACCGUGGGGUACAAAAUUGGCCAUCCCUGGGUUUCUAGUGGAAAGUGUCCUGGCUUCCAUUUUUGCUUUGGGAUCACUGCUUCAAUACUUGGUGAGAGCACAGCUCUGUUUUACACAUUGUCCUGUAGACAGGGGGUCUGCUAGUGUGAAGGGAGCUAGAGCAAUCUAGCUGCUUGUGUUGACGAUGUUUUCUAAUCCCAGUAGCCAACAUACUUUUCUUUUUUUGGGGCUUCAUGCAGUGUCUGGAAGAAGGUGGGAAGAUGCUGCCUGUGUAAAAGUGGAGGGUGAUUUUAGCAGUGCUUAUGUCCCUUCCAGUGCAGCCUGUGUGCCAGUUGCUGUACUCCACACUCCCCACCCAUAAAGAUCUAGCAGUAGCUUUAUCUGUGGGUUGAAGGUAGCCAGAGGAUUUUAAAGGUCUGUAGCACAUCCUGUAGCCAGUUGGGCCCUUCCUGCUGCAUUACUGUGAGGCCAAGGUGUGGCUUGUUCAGGUGGAUUCUGCAGGUGUCUGCACAGUAACGUUUUAAUUUGCUUUGGGGCUUUAAGCCUGUGAUUUUUUGGACUUUUCUAGGUUGAGCUGACAGGGCCUGUGUGCUGCUGUAGCAGGUGUCUCUGUAUCAGGUUCAGGUGCCUUGGGUGGGGAUUAAUCUGCCCAGUACUGAUAACAGGAACAGUAUGACUCGUGUCUCUCAGAACUGCUCUGUCCCUCUCUGCGUCAUUUUUGCUCCGGGGGCUGAAUUGGUCUGUGUGACUAGGGGAGGCCCAAACUGCAUGGUCUCGGUCCUGGAGCUAGCCCACCUGUACCUGAAAACUACGUCCUCCCUCUCUGUUGUUCUGUCUGAGCCGUGGGGUAUCUCUUUCUGAGCCGUGCUCCCUCUGUCUCUCUUUCAGUGGUGUCUUCGCUCGCUUGCUCCCACCUCAUUUGAAAAGCCCUUGUGGCACCUGAGGAUGUGCCAUCCCAGCUGCGUACCCGUGGUCAUGAGUAGAGAGGCUGGAAGGACAGGCCAGGCUGGGGCAGACACAGGCGUAACAUCCGGAGUCAGCAAGAGGCUGCCAGGUCGGGGGAGGGGAUUGAGACACGAGUUACCUUCCUCCCCCUCUGCCAGAGGGGGACACUGGACUGGCGGCAGCUGCUGAGUCAGCCCAGGAAUCUUGUGUAUGUGUGUCAAGAAUGCAGGUACCCAUAGGAACAUUGCUUGUGCUAAGGGCUGACUCGCCCUGAUUAUCUUAAUCCUCAGCCUUACUGAGCAUGAAGUCUAAAUCCUACUGCCCAUUUGUGAUGGUGAAGUGAAUUUCUGCUGUCCUGCUCCAGCCAGGAUGAGGGAAGGUCUCUUAGUCUUCCAAAGACCGGAUCAGAGCAGUGAGUCUAUCUCAUCUGGUAUUUCACCUCCUUGAGGCAUCAGAGCAGAUCAGGGAUCAGCUGGGCCUAUAUCCCUCCUCCUUGUUAUAGUAUAAUAGACCUGUGGUCUGUCUAGUCUGGUAUCCUGCCCCGGCAGUAGCCAAUAUGCUCCUCCGCAUGAUAAAUCUAAUUGUGCAAUAUCAUAGCAAGGCGGUAGGGGGUGAUAAUGUUUCCUGAUCCCAGACGGUGAUCAGCUUUUGCUGAAGCAUAAGAACCUGUGGAUCUCACUGAGCUCUUUUCCCCCAUAACAUCAUGCAGCAGUGAGUUUCACAAGUUACUUGUUGGAACAGUCCAAAGACUGUUUCUGUGGAACAGUCCAAAGACUUCAGACCAAAGGUUUAAAUUUUUUAUUUUAAAAACAGUCAGAGUUGCAAGACGUUUUAACUAGAGCUGGUCAAAAAAUGUUCAGAUGAGACAGUUUUCUCAAAACUUUCUGCAGGAGCAUAGGGAUUUUGACAAAAUGUUGUUAAGAAAUAAAAGUAGAAUUGAAGUGUUUCGUCAAAGUGAAGGUCAAAGUGGAAUGUUUUGACCUUAUUGAAAUGGAACAUUCUGAUUUUUCAUUUUGAAAUGACUUUAUUUGGAAAUUUAUUUUGUAUUAUAUCAUUAACAUAUAAACUUUUUCAAAAGUCAAAAUCUGAACGAAAUGUUUUGUUUGACCUGCAACUAAAUUUUUUUGAAAAUUUCAUUUCACAGGAAAUUUCAUAUUGUUUGUUUUCAUGUUGGUGUGGCGCAAAACCAAAUUUUGAAAUGUUGGAAUUUCCUGCAGAAUAAAAAGGCUGCGUUUCAACCAGCUCUAAUUGUAACCAAUAAGACUGCAGUAUGCAAAUGAAGUAAAGUCAAGUGCACUGAGGGUUACCGAAUGUUUGUGAGUUGUGAAGUUCCAGAAUUAUGUCGAGAUCUGGGAGGCCUCUGUCUAGGGUUUCAUCCAGGGUUGGCUUUGUUGUCUAUGUAUCAGGUAUGACACAGCUAUGCUGCCCAGUAUCAUAAGUUCACAUUCCAGCUGGGUUGACUUAGCCUUUUUUCUGAGAGAGAUAAACUGAGCACCAGGCAUUAAUCAGAGUGGUCCGCUCUGCUCUGUAUGGACAUUAAGGCUCCCAGGCACUUUUAUAAAAUUAGGAUUUUCCCCUGCUCUCUGGUGUUCUAGCACAGUGGU